This is a messenger RNA of Pelobates cultripes (western spadefoot toad), 6822 nucleotides long. The record is from the annotation of a GenBank genome assembly. Lineage: Eukaryota; Metazoa; Chordata; Amphibia; Anura; Pelobatidae.
GUUUGUUUCCUGGUACAAACUAUUUUAGAAAUUCAACUUUUACUUUCACUAUGAGUAAACGUCGUUUUGAGUAUUGGCUGGACAACGAGGUUCACUAGCCAAGGGUGAGUUUUCAAAGCUGUAAACACAGUAUGAUUCAUAUAAAUAAUUUUAUACUGCAACAAGUAAUAAAACAUCUAGUUUAAUACUGUAAUACAGAGGGAAGGGGCUGAAUAUAGCCAGUAAUUGCUGUAAUGCGGAGGGAAGGGGCUGUAUAUAGCUAGUUAAUGCUGUAAUACAGAGGGAAGGGCUGUAUAUAGCUAGUUAAUGCUGUGAUACUGAGGAAGGGGCUGUAUAAAGCUAGUUAAUGCUGUAAUACGGAGGGAAGGGCUGUAUAUAGCUAGUUAAUGAUGUAAUACGGAGGGAAGGGGCUGUAUAUAGCUAGUUAAUGCUGUAAUACAGAGGAAGGGGCUGUUUAUAGCUAGUUUAAUGCUGUAACAUCAGGGGUGGGAGGGGGCUGUAUAUAGCGAGUUAAUGCUGUAAUAUGGAGGAAGGGCUGUAUAUAGCGAGUUAAUGCUGUAAUAUGGAGGAAGGGCUGUAUAUAGCGAGUUAAUGCUGUAAUAUGGAGGAAGGGCUGUAUAUAGCUAGUUAAUGCUGUAAUAUGGAGGAAGGGCUGUAUAUAGCGAGUUAAUGCUGUAAUAUGGAGGAAGGGCUGUAUAUAGCUAGUUAAUGCUGUAAUAUGGAGGAAGGGCUGUAUAUAGCGAGUUAAUGCUGUAAUAUGGAGGAAGGGCUGUAUAUAGCUAGUUAAUGCUGUAAUAUGGAGGAAGGGCUGUAUAUAGCGAGUUAAUGCUGUAAUAUGGAGGAAGGGCUGUAUAUAGCUAGUUAAUGCUGUAAUAUGGAGGAAGGGCUGUAUAUAGCGAGUUAAUGCUGUAAUAUGGAGGAAGGGCUGUAUAUAGCUAGUUAAUGCUGUAAUAUGGAGGAAGGGCUGUAUAUAGCGAGUUAAUGCUGUAAUAUGGAGGAAGGGCUGUAUAUAGCUAGUUAAUGCUGUAAUAUGGAGGAAGGGGCUGUAUAUAGCUGGUUAAUGCUGUAAUACGGAGAAAGGGACUGUAUAUAGGUAGUUAAUGCUGUAAUAUGGAGGAAGGGGCGUAUAUAGCUGGUUAAUGCUGUAAUACGGAGAAAGGGACCGUAUAUAGCUGGUUAAUGCUGUAAUACGGAGGAAGGGACCGUAUAUAGCUGGUUAAUGCUGUAAUACGGAGAAAGGGACUGUAUAUAGCUAGUUAAUGCUGUAAUACGGAGGAAGGGACGGUAUAUAGCUAGUUAAUGCUGUAAUACGGAGGAAGGGACCGUAUAUAGCUAGUUAAUGCUGUAAUACGGAGGAAGGGACGGUAUAUAGCUAGUUAAUGCUGUAAUACGGAGGAAGGGACCGUAUAUAGCUAGUUAAUGCUGUAAUACGGAGGAAGGGACCGUAUAUAGCUAGUUAAUGCUGUAAUACGGAGGAAGGGACCGAAUAUAGCUAGUUAAUGCUGUAAUACGGAGGAAGGGACCGUAUAUAGCUAGUUAAUGCUGUAAUACGGAGGAAGGGACCGUAUAUAGCUAGUUAAUGCUGUAAUACGGAGGAAGGGACUGUAUAUAGCUAGUUAAUGCUGUAAUACGGAGGAAGGGACCGUAUAUAGCUAGUUAAUGCUGUAAUACGGAGAAAGGGACUGUAUAUAUCUAGUUAAUGCUGUAAUACGGAGGAACGGGGUGUAUAUAGCUAGUUAAUGCUGUAAUACGGAGAAAGGGACUGUAUAUAGCUAGUUAAUGCUGUAAUACGGAGGAACGGGGUGUAUAUAGCUAGUUAAUGCUGUAAUACGGAGAAAGGGACUGUAUAUAGCUAGUUAAUGCUGUAAUACGGAGGAAGGGGCUGUAUAUAGCUAGUUAAUGCUGUAAUACGGAGGAAUGGGGUGUAUAUAGCUAGUUAAUGCUGUAAUACGGAGGAAGGUACUGUAUAUAGCUAGUUAAUGCUGUAAUACGGAGGAACGAGGUGUAUAUAGCUAGUUUAAUGUGGGAGUUGUAUGGCCAUUAAUGAUAUACCUUUUGGCUACUCCUGCUCUGUAGAGGGCCCCCACACAAUUCUUGCACAAGAACCCACUAUUUAUUAGUUCCUGCACUAAGUAGAAAAAAUGCAGAUAAGCUCUGGCGCUGUUUCAUGUAAAACGCAUAGGCAGAGAAUGUACUGAGGGGAAAAGUGAUUUAACUCCUAAAUGAACGAGAAUUCUGCAGCGUCUAUACUUCAAAACUGCUUCAUUAAGCUACGGUUGUUUUGAUGCUUAGAGUGUCCGCUUAAUUAUCAACAAAUUAAACGCAGAUUGUCCGGCAUGGCAGUCGGGUGGUACAAUCAUUUAGAAACUGGCGUGGGAAUCAGGAAACACAGGAGGAUUUUAGUUGAAGGCCUUUUUGCCCUUAAUUUUUUUUUUAUUAAUACUUAUUUUAUUAAAAUAGCUUUAACCCCUUAAGGACACAUGACGUGUAACAUGUCAUGAUUCCCUUUUAUUCCAGAAGUUUGGUCCUUAAGGGGUUAAACAUGAAGGUCUGAAAUGUUUUUCUCGUACUAUUAAAUGACAGAUUUUUAAGGGUGUCUUCCAGAAUUGGGGGUUUCUCUUUAUGACUGAAAGAUGGGAUAUGGGUAAUUUUGUUUAUAUUGCCUGUUCUAUGUAAGUUUUUUUUUUCCUUUCCUUACAGUAAAAUAUGGCAGUAUCUGCUAAUAAUCAAGAGAUACGGAAGAGGCUGUCUGAAUACACCCCUGGGUCCACUCGAUAUCUGGUAGGACAUGGAUACAGACGAGUAUGUGUGCAGCUCUUUGGGAUGGCAGGACACGGUAAAUCAUCCCUUAUUAACUCCUGUGUGUGCGUCAUGUAUGACAAGGAAUUCGAGAAUGUGGCGAAUGCGGGAAAAUCCAGUAAUCCGAUUACCAUGGAGAGAAGAGAAUUUAAACUGCAAAGAGACGUGUGCAUCUCAGAUAACCGUGGUGUUAAUAAACUAACCAAAGACGAAUAUCAUGAAGUUACAGCUCAACUAUGUAAGUAAAUAGAAUGGAUGGGACUGUGUGAAUUUACCGCGGGUGUGCGAGUCAAGACUGUGUGGCUCUAACACAGCCAUUAUGGAUGCUGGGUAGCGCCACAUAUUAUCUGUGUUAGAGCACAAAGAUAGGGGAGAAGAGUAGCAGUGGCCAAAAGACCCUGCACCAGGAAAGGGACCCCCCACCGCCCAAGGACCCCGCAAGCCGCCAGUCCGCCCCAUGGGCAGGUUUAUAGAUGAGCACUAGGAUACUUGAAACCAAAAUGGUCCCAGAAAGACCUUUUAAAGAGUAGCAAGGCAUCAAUGAGUGGGGGAAGGUAAGACAGAUAAGCCUAGCUGUGUGUUAGGGUCGCACUGGAGCGACUGGUAAUCUAUGUUUGUAUGACACUAUGUCCAUUGCCAGCCUUAUAUCUAAGCAUUUGGAAGCCUUUAAUGAGAAGGAAGUUUUAAUGUUGAUCUCAUAGAUCCCAGACGCUAGCUAAUUGGUUCUGCUUUCUAGAAACAGGGUUAAUCACCAAAGUGAGAAUUUAAAGUGAAUUUCAAAUUUAAGGUGAAAAUAGUUGAAGCGAAGAAAUUCCCUAAGUCAGCCAGCAUUGCUCAGUCCUGAUACUCUGGCUUUACAUUUGAAAUACAUUUUCUAUUGACUCUGAAAUCUGACUGUGUUUUUUACACAUUGGUGUUUUAUUUAUAAAUAAUAAUUUCUAACAUGAUUCGUUCAUUUUUAGGCAAGCUACGGAGUGCAAGAGAGGUGAAUUGGGAUAAUGAUCUGGAGCAUGCAAUCAAUAAUUUUCUGGAAAGAUUAAACAAUCCUCCAACAGAGAUAAUCGUGCCAGUGCUUGUUUGCAGGUAUAAUAUCAAAUAUAGUUUUUUAAAGGGACACUCUAAGCACCAAAACAACUUUAUCUCCAUGAAGCAGUUUUGGUGUAUAGAUCAAGUCGCUGCAUUCUCACUGCUCUAUUCUCUGCCAUUUAGGAGUUAAAUCACUUUGUUUAUGCAGCUUGGCUGCACCUUCCUUGGCUGAGACUUACACACUUCCUGUUAGUUUGUUUUUUUCCGGUUUAGAUGCGUCUGCGAGGGAAUGUUACCAUGUACCAGUGUUGUAGAUAUGCAUCGAUCCAAUAUAUAACAUAUUUAACUAGAAAAGCACAGCGAUGUUUGUAUAAAAGAGGAUGGGACUAUGUAUAAGGGCGCUGAAUGACUCUACAAGUGAGAAGUCAACUAUAGGCAUGUCUUAGGUCACUUUAUUGCUUAAAAAUUUUUUCUCUUUAGAGUUUUUAUUGCACGAAAAAAAAUUGCGAAUACAUUUCCUUCUGUUUAUAUUUACAAUACAUUUUCAGAUCUCAUAAUUUGGAUUAACGGUCCAUGACAAAACUCACAGCUAAGGGUUUAUUUGCUAAACAGUGAGUUGUAGCAUGUUGACAGCAAACUAAAAGCGGGGUUGGAAAAAAUAUACCAUUUGGCUAAAUGGUGGAGUUUAUUCUUUCUUAAGCUUGCUACUUUGAUCUAAAUUCUUCAUGUUGUUUGCCAGCUGAUUAUAUGUCAUUACUUGAAUAAAACGUCAAUAGAUUCAUGCUUUGCAGCAGAAAUUUCGUCUGAUUUGUUUCUCCUUUGUUGUUACAGUGCUGCAUGGUUUCUUAACGAUGAGACCGUUGAACAAAUCUUGCCUUUUCUGACAGAGACUAAAGAAAUAACAGGUACAGUUAACGAGGAAUUAACGAGGCCGAACAGAAACUGGCAUUUUAAUAAAGACCUUGAAAUGCUUAAUUCUUAAAAUGUAUGUGUCUUAUUCAAUAAGAAGCAAACUGUAGUAAAUUGAAAACUGAGAUGCAAAAUAAAAGCACUAAACAGUGCCUCUGCAAAGGAUGUUGUAUAUUUAUAUUUGUAUUAUUGUUAAUGCAUGAGAUAUAUAAUGCAUUAAACAAACAUGGGUUAAUUUCUCACACUAGUUUCCCUUUAACAGCCUCGUCCCAGAAGUGUCUUUAGCAGCAUGCACACAGUUCACAAAAAAAAACCUACUCGUAACAGUGGUAAAUAAACAUAAAUCUCAGCUAUCUCGUGUCCCUGCAGUUGUUAUUAUUUCGUAGCGCUGGGAUGCAGUUAGCAUUUCUUUAAUGUAGUGUCCUACCUUAUCCACUAGUUGGCAGGAACAAGGAAAAUAAUCACAGUGCAGAUUCUAACCGGUAUAUUAUAGCGAGUGUUAGAGAGUACUGAGAACCCACCGAAGGGCAGGCUAAUUGAGCUGUUUUCUCUUCUCAGUAUUCUCUCUUGCGACUUAUUUUUAGGUUUCCAUUUUUUGUUUUAAUAAACUAGUCAGUUAUAUAUAUAUAACAUACAGAGAUAUCAUUUCUAAUUAGUUGGGUAAUAGCUGCUUGAUCCAAGGAGACAUCUGACUGCUAUUUUGGGGUCAAGAAGGAAUUUUUUCAGCUAUGUAAAUAAAUAUAUAUGUAACAAAAUAGCGCCUUAAUGUGGUAUCCUAAUUAGAGAAAUCCCACCUCAGGGAACUAAAUUAGGGGAGCCAUCUACUAAACAGCUUGCCAAUUUGGUAUCCUAAGUAGGGGAAUAAUUUCAAAUGUUUUUCAAACUAAUGAGCCACCUACUAAACGGUGCCCUAAUUUGUUAUCCUUAAAUAGGGGGAUCCUACUUGAAGAUACCAGAUUAGGGAGCUAUCUACUAAACAGCUCCCUAUAGGGAAUAACGGAUGUCUGAAUUUCUGACAAAUGUUAUGUCAUUUGAAACAAUAAUUGCAGAAUUUUUCUGAAACAAAUUUUGGAAUUACAGAAACCAUUCUGAAAACAAAUAAUUUGUUUUCCCAUACUCAUGUCUAGUUUACAUCGUAGAUUCUCUGCAUUAAAUUCUGCCCAAGAACCUGGCUUCUGUUUAGCUCAACAUAAAACUAGCGCAGGCGGGAUGAUUUCUGUGCAUGUUCUCGAUUCCUGCUUUCUAGUAUUUAGAUGAAUGUUGUUUUUUUGUCUCUUCCUCUUUUAACAGGGAUCUUUCCAAUUAUUGUUCUUACUAAAUAUAAAAAUAUGGAAAUUCAGGCACAGGAGACGUUAAGGAUUUUUAAGAAUCGUGGAGCUAAUCAUGUAAUUCACAUCGAAAACUACACGACUACAGAUUCCAGGCGCAAUUUGGAGAAAGACACAAAUAUUCUGAAAUUUGUGGAGAUCUGCCUGGAGGAAGCGGACCGCAUCAUUUUCUUGAAACUGGGUAAAAGCCCACUGGAAGACUUUCUAAUGCAUGCCGUCAAGCAUAUCAGGGCAAUAUCGAAGAGAGAAAUUGAAAAAAAAGAUGAGGAAAUAGAGGAUUUGGAGCAAAAAAUUAACGAACACAAAGCCAGUGUGGCAAAAGAAAUGGAAAAAAACGUAAAAUUGAAAAAAGAACUAGCGAAAUUAAAGACAAAGAUGGGAAAAUCAUAAUUUUAUAGUUAGAUGUUUAUUGAUAAAUUGUUGAACAACAUCACACAUUUAAUAAAUUAAAUAUAAUAUAAUACAGAUUUUUAUGAAAACGUGUCAUUUCUUGGAAAGGAAGGAAAAUGGUGAGGAGGUUUAUUUUGAGUGGCUCAUGGGAGAAGAACAGAAAACGAAAGGUUAAAAAGCAAAGAGAAUAAGGGAGAGAAAUGAGUGAUAGGAUUGGAGAGAUAGUUGAAAGUUUAUUGGAGAAAGAGAGAGUCUUUGGUUCAGAUGCCAACUAGCUCAGGGUUAGGGAGAUUUAUGGAUGGAGAUAAAAGUGAAAAAUGACAAAUUGACGUCUGCAAUGUAACUUUUUUGCUUAACGACAGGAGUUAAC